Molecule: messenger RNA, 1013 nt
Organism: Uranotaenia lowii
Lineage: Eukaryota; Metazoa; Arthropoda; Insecta; Diptera; Culicidae
Product: ester hydrolase C11orf54 homolog
Exons: 2
Coding region: 1-948 (315 amino acids)
Cellular component (GO): nucleus
Molecular function (GO): zinc ion binding; hydrolase activity, acting on ester bonds
Source: RefSeq, a predicted model, not a curated record
AUGCAUAUGAUAACAACUAAGUUUAAAAAAAAACAAUUUGUUUCUCAAAUAUUUUCAGUCGUUUCAUCUGGUAUGAAGAGCAAUUUUGCAACAGUCGAGGUUGAAGUGGUCGAUUGCCCCAACCUUACUGAGGGACCAUUCCACCUGGCUGGACGAGGACUCGGCGGCAGUCCCACUUUGGUGGAACUGGGAGGACCACCCUAUUUGCUUCCCACCGUAGACUACACCAAACUUUACGAUUUGGUUGAGGUUUGCCAAAAAGCUAUCAAUUCGACCAAGAAAGAGUUCGUGGCCAUUGGAGCGGGAGCUGGUCCGUAUCCGCUGGUGGACUCCAACUGCGAGGGCAUGUACAAUCUGAGGGUCGGAGCCAACGGACACGUGGUCAGCGAAAGCCAUCUGGCCCAGAUCACACCGGAUCGCAAGAAGGCGCUGCUCAAGAAAAUCCCUAGCUCCGAAACUCGCUGUGCCCUUUUGGGGAAUAUCUUUGUCUCCGAAGGCGCUCCAGGAAAAGUUCUACGAGUCCACUGCAAAAAGCGAACCGGUGAUCUAGACUUCAUCGCCAGCAUUCGGACGACUUUAGAACGAUUCUACGGCGAGAGAACCGUAGGCUUGGGUGGUGUUUUCCUCCUGAAACAAGGCAAAGCCAGGCAACACGUUAUGUCACCGUUCUCGGAAACGCCCCUCAACAGUGAGCAUGAACUGAACGAGUGGCUUAACUUUUUCAACAUGUCCGCCCCGUUGAUCGCCGUCGGAACCCUCGUCACCAAUGAGUAUGAUCUAGAUUUACGGCUGCAGCACUUCCACAGCUUCUCCAAACACGGCGAGGGCGGCCAUUAUCAUAUCGAUACAACACCGGAUAUCGUCGAGUACGAGGGUUACUUCAACGUUGGAGAAAAAAUUGUACGAGUAGAUAAGCCGCUUAUCACGCAUAAAUACGGACGAGACUGAGAGAAGUUUUUUUUUAUUGUUAAUCAAUUACGGAAAAAAUAAACAAAAAAAAACUUGUUCGACAA